CCUGUUUGGAUUUUGGAUUGGCAGGCCCCGGUCCCAAUUCCCGUCCCUUGUCAUCCCGGAUCACCCAAGCCAAAGCCUCCCACCACCCGUUAACGAACCUCAACCACUACACUACACCCAAUAGCCCCUUAUCUUCCCGAACCCUCUUUUGCCUCGUGGUAGCCCAUCAUGGCAUCACAUCUCCCUCCGCCGUGCGCGGACUCUUCGUACCCACUGCCGAGAACUUCAGUCCGUGCAAGUCCCGUUGUCUGCCCCGACGCCCCCUUACAUGCUUGCCCCACGCCCCUCCUCUUUACAGACUGCGGCAUAAUCCCAUGCGGCUAGCAGUUCGAUGAGGAAUAGGCAGAUGGAUUGCAAAGGCAGGGUCGCCAAAGUCGAUGCCGGGAACUUGCUGGUUUCUCUUCCUUGUUCCCUUGGUUUGACAAAGCUCCAAGCCUUGAUUUCUGGUCAUAUCAGACCAUUCCACGGACUCGCUCAUUUCCCCUUGCUAGCUCCUUAUCGAGCUACUCGAGACUACAGAUUAAUACCGAAUACCAAUUGUACACUGACUGGUUUACGUGUCCGCUAUAUGCUCCCAUCUUCCGCAUAUUUUCUGCACGCAAAGAGGGACAAGACGCCACGCCGCUGCUGUGCCGGAACCCAUCGGACACGAGCUUCAAGUAAUCGUUCUCCGUCGAAUAAGCUUCCACGUUGGCAUACAGGACAAGAGAGGCCACGAAAACCGGUACAAGCCAGAGGCACGUGUGGACGUUUAAGCACAGUAGAACACGCCAAUAAAUCCCCGGGCCAGAUAGGUCUUGCAGCGAGGCAGCAGACCACUCACUGCGGCCCCCGUCGGUAUCCCUUCCCGUUACUUGGUUUCCUGGACACUGGUUCCACUACCCCAGCAUACCCCCCCCCCCUUCGUGGACCCUACAAAGCACUAGCAGUUUUAGCCCUGUCUUGUGGUCCUCUUCUUAGCCUGCCUUGUCUGUGGAUCCCGCGGCGGCUUGCUUCACCAGAUUGGGGCCGACCAGACGUCUAGGCUCUUGCCGGGAGAUGCACGGGACCCCCAUACAAGAUCCGAACCUUUUCCACUUACAGCCUUCUCAGCCACAAGCGCUCUGCCUGGCUUCCCAUUCGGCUUCCCACCUCGAUCUCUAUCCUUCCCUCUCUCUGUCGGUCUGAACAUCAGCUCCAACAACAUCUCU
Neurospora hispaniola is the source of this 1190-nucleotide messenger RNA. RefSeq lists its product as uncharacterized. NCBI's taxonomy places the organism in Eukaryota, Fungi, Ascomycota, Sordariomycetes, Sordariales, Sordariaceae. The transcript has a single exon. Bases 332 to 1024 code for a protein of 230 amino acids. The record is from RefSeq and is a predicted model, not a curated record.